GGAGGCGGCGGCGGCUACAGAGGAGGCAGUGCUGGGUGCCUCAACAGAGCUCACAGGAGCCACCAUCAUGGUGAAGAGGAAAAGCUCCGAGGGCCAGGAGCAGGACAGCGGCCGAGGCAUCCCCCUCCCCAUCCAGACCUUUCUAUGGAGGCAAACCAGUGCCUUUUUGAGGCCCAAACUGGGAAAGCAAUAUGAAGCCUCCUGUGUGUCCUUUGAACGAGUUCUGGUCGAAAACAAGCUCCAUGGCCUCUCUCCAGCCCUUUCUGAAGCCAUCCAGAGUAUUUCCCGAUGGGAGUUGGUCCAGGCUGCAUUGCCUCAUGUUCUGCACUGCACUGCAACAUUGCUUUCCAACAGGAAUAAACUGGGUCAUCAGGAUAAACUAGGUGUUGCAGAAACCAAGCUCCUUCACACCCUGCACUGGAUGCUGCUUGAGGCCCCCCAGGAUUGCAACAGUGAUCGAUUUGGGGGAGGUGACAGAGGCUCCAGCUGGGGUGGUGGCAGCAGUGCCUUCAUCCAUCAAGUUGAAAACCAGGGAUCACCAGUGCACCCUCGGCGAAGCAGCUCCCAUGAAGAAGAAGAGAAUAGUCGUAGGAAAUUCUUCCAGAACUCCAUGGCCACAGUAGAACUCUUUGUGUUCCUGUUUGCUCCUCUGGUUCACCGGAUCAAGGAAUCUGACCUGACUUUCCGAUUGGCCAGUGGUCUUGUUAUUUGGCAGCCAAUGUGGGAGCACAGACAGCCUGAGGUCUCUGCCUUUACAGCUCUGGUGAAACCUAUCCGGAACAUCAUCACAGCCAAGAGAAGUUCUCCAAUCAACAAUCAGAGUCAGCCCUGUGAGUCACCAAAUCAGGGCACAGGACACUCAGAGGGUCUGCAGGUAGUGGGUGAAUCAUUCCAGCCAGAUUCCAUUUUGCCCAGGGCCACCAUUUCUGGCUGCCAUCGGGGAAAUUCCUUUGAUGGAAGUGUAUCCUCACAAGCAUCCCUAGACAGAGGCCCUGCACAUUCAAGAGCUUCUCUGGUGAUACCUCCUUGCCAAAGGUCCCGUUAUGCCACCUACUUUGAUGUCGCGGUGCUGCGCUGCCUGCUUCAGCCCCAUUGGUCAGAGGAAGGCACUCAGUGGUCCCUGAUGUAUUAUCUGCAGAGAUUAAGGCACAUGUUAGAAGAGAAGCCAGAAAAGUCUCCAGAGCCAGAGAUUCUGCACCUACCCAGACCCCGCAGCAGCUCUAUGGUGGCAGCAACUCCUUCACUAGUGAACACUCAUAAGACCCAGGAUCUCACCAUGAAAUGUAAUGAGGAGGAAAAAUCUCUGAGUGCAGAAGCCUUUUCCAAGAUGUCCUUGACCAACUUACGCAGACCUGCAGUUCCAGACCUCUCUUCAGACUUGGGCAUGAACAUUUUUAAGAAGUUUAAAACUCGCAAGGAAGAUCGAGAACGAGAACGCAAAGGUUCUAUCCCAUUUCACCACACAGGCAAGAGAAGACAGCGUCGAAUGGGGGUGCCUUUCCUGCUCCAUGAAGAUCACCUGGAUGUGUCCCCCACACGCAGCACCUUCUCAUUUGGGAGCUUCUCUGGGCUUGGAGAAGACAGACGUGGCAUUGAGAAAGGAGGCUGGCAAACUACCAUAUUAGGCAAGUUCACCAGACGGGGAAGUUCUGAUGCAGCCACUGAAAUGGAGAGUCUGAGUGCCAGGCACUCCCACUCUCAUCACACUCUGGUCAGUGACUUACCAGAUCGCUCAAACAGUCAUGGAGAAAAUACCGUCAAAGAAGUACGAUCACAGAUCUCCACCAUCACAGUGGCAACCUUCAACACGACCCUGGCGUCAUUCAACGUGGGCUAUGCAGACUUUUUCAGUGAGCACAUGAGGAAGUUAUGCAACCAGGUGCCUAUCCCAGAGAUGCCCCAUGAACCUCUGGCAUGUGCCAAUCUGCCCCGAAGCCUAACUGACUCCUGCAUCAACUACAGCUAUUUAGAGGAUACUGAACAUAUUGACGGGACCAACAAUUUUGUCCACAAGAAUGGCAUGCUGGAUCUUUCGGUGAUUCUGAAGGCUGUUUAUCUUGUCCUAAACCAUGACAUCAGCUCUCGCAUCUGUGAUGUGGCACUGAACAUUGUUGAGUGCUUGCUUCAGCUUGGGGUGGUCCCAUGUGUAGAAAAGAACAGAAAGAAAAGUGAAAACAAGGAAAAUGAAACUUCAGAAAAGAGGCCAAGUGAAGGAACCUUUCAGCUCAAAGGACCUUCUGGAAGCACAACCUGUGGAUUUGGGGGUCCCUUGGUUAGUGGAACUGGAGAUGGAGGUGGAGAAGAAGGUGGAGGUGGUGAUGGAGGAGUUGCUGGAGGUGAUGGAGGAGGAGGAGGAGGAAGCGGAGGUGGAGGAGGAGGAGGAGGAGGAGGAGGUGGUGGUGGUGGAGGAGGUGGAGGUGGCCCUUACGAAAAAAAUGAUAAGAACCAAGAGAAGGAUGAAAGCACACCUGUAAGCACCCAUAGGCUUGCUCUAACCAUGCUCAUCAAAAUUGUAAAAUCUUUGGGUUGUGCCUAUGGCUGUGGAGAAGGACACCGAGGGCUCUCUGGCGAUCGUCUGAGACACCAGGUAUUCCGAGAGAAUGCCCAGAACUGCCUCACUAAGCUUUACAAGCUAGAUAAAAUGCAGUUUCGUCAAACUAUGAGGGACUAUGUGAACAAGGAUUCCCUCAAUAACGUAGUGGAUUUCUUGCAUGCUUUGCUAGGAUUCUGUAUGGAACCAGUCACUGACAAUAAGGCUGGGUUUGGGAACAACUUCACCACAGUGGACAACAAAUCCACAGCCCAGAAUGUGGAAGGCAUUAUUGUCAGUGCUAUGUUUAAAUCCCUCAUCACCCGCUGUGCGUCUACUACGCAUGAACUACACAGCCCUGAAAACCUGGGGCUCUAUUGUGACAUCCGGCAGCUGGUUCAAUUCAUCAAAGAAGCUCAUGGAAAUGUUUUCAGGAGGGUUGCCCUGAGUGCCUUGCUAGACAGUGCAGAAAAGCUAGCCCCAGGAAAAAGAUCAGAGGAGGCAGAGCAGGACUCAAAACCCUCAGGGAGCAAAAGAUCAGAGGCUGGACUUGACAAAGGCCAGGUAUCAUCAGCACCUGAUGAAUGUCGCAGCUACAUGUCUGGCCGUCCCUUGCAAACUCCAGAGCAUGAUGAACAGAUGCAAGGGGCAAACCUGGGACGCAAAGAUUUCUGGCGCAAGAUGUUCAAAUCUCAGAGUGCAGCAAGUGACACCAGCAGCCAGUCGGAGCAGGACACAUCAGAAUGUACCACUGCUCACUCGGGGACAACCACUGAUAGGCGGUCACGUUCACGGUCCCGGCGGAUUUCACUCCGAAAGAAACUAAAACUCCCCAUAGGAAACUGGCUAAAGAGAUCAUCUCUCUCGGGCCUAGCGGAUGGUGUGGAAGAUCUUUUGGACAUUAGCUCAGUAGACCGUCUCUCUUUCAUCAGGCAAAGCUCGAAGGUUAAGUUCACCAGUGCUGUGAAGCUAUCUGAAGGAGGACCAGGAAGUGGGAUGGAGAAUGGAAGAGAUGAUGAAGAAAAUUUCUUCAAACGACUUGGUUGCCACAGUUUUGAUGACCAUCUGACCUCCAACCAGGAGGGGACGAAAUAUAAGAAUGUAGUAAAUCUGGGAGCAAUUAGGCAAGGCAUGAAGAGAUUUCAGUUUCUGUUAAACUGCUGUGAACCAGGUACUAUACCUGAUGCCUCCAUCCUGGCAGCUGCCCUAGAUCUGGAAGCUCCAGUGGUGGCCAGGGCAGCGCUGUUCCUGGAGUGUGCUCGCUUUGUUCACCGGUGCAACCGUGGCAACUGGCCCGAGUGGAUGAAAGGACACCAUGUCAACAUCACAAAGAAAGGCCUUUCCCGAGGCCGAUCACCAAUCGUGGGUAACAAGAGAAAUCAAAAGUUACAGUGGAAUGCAGCCAAGCUCUUCUACCAAUGGGGAGAUGCAAUUGGAAUCCGACUGAAUGAACUGUGCCAUGGAGAAAGCGAGAGCCCAGCUAAUCUGUUGGGUCUCAUUUAUGACGAGGAGACCAAGAGGAAGCUGAGGAAAGAGGAUGAGGAGGAAGACUUUUUAGAUGACAGCACUGUGAACCCCACCAAAUGUGGCUGCCCCUUUGCCCUCAAGAUGGCAGCCUGCCAACUUCUACUAGAGAUCACUACCUUCUUAAGGGAGACCUUUUCCUGCUUGCCUCGCCCACGUACUGAACCUCUGGUGGACCUUGAGAGCUGCCGACUUCGGCUAGAUCCUGAGUUAGACCGGCACAGGUAUGAGAGGAAGAUCAGCUUUGCUGGAAUCCUGGACGACAACGAAGACCUAAAAGACUCCCUCCACAGCAGCAGUCACACCCUCAAGUCUGACACAGGUGUUGAGGAGAAGAAAGUUCCCAGCAGGAAGAUAAGGAUAGGAGGCUCCCGCCUGCUCCAGAUUAAAGGAACCCGCAGUUUCCGGGUGAAGAAGGGGGGUUCCUUAUCCAGUAUUCGCCGGGCCGGCAGCUUAAAGAGUACCAAGCUAUCACGGCAGGACUCAGAGUCUGAGAAUGAGGAGCUGCAGCUGUCCCAGAGCAGGGACACUGUCACUGAUAUAGAAGGGAGCCCCUGGAGUGCAAGUGAGCCAAGCAUUGAGCCUGAGGGUCUGAGCAACGCUGGCACUGAAGAAAACUACCAUAGGAACAUGUCAUGGCUUCAUGUCAUGAUCUUAUUGUGCAAUCAGCAAAGUUUCAUCUGCACACACAUUGACUAUUGCCACCCUCACUGCUACCUUCACCACAGUCGUUCCUGUGCUCGCCUGGUGCGGGCCAUAAAAUUGCUCUAUGGGGACACUGUAGAUUCCCUUCGGGAAGACAACGCGGUUCAUAAUGUGGCCUUUCGGGGCAAGAAGCAAAAAGAGUGCUCAGAUAAGUCAUGCUUGAGGACACCCUCUCUCAAGAAGAGAGUUACAGAAACUAACCUAGAAGGCAAAAAGGACUCUGGGAUGUUAAAAUACAUCAGGCAUCAGGUAAUGAGCCUGUCCCCAGCUCCCUUGUCUCUGCUAAUCAAGGCAGCACCAAUUCUGACAGAAGAGAUGUAUGGAGACAUACAGCCUGCAGCCUGGGAGCUACUGCUCAGUAUGGAUGAGCACAUGGCUGGAGCUGCAGCUGCCAUGUUCCUGCUAUGUGCAGUAAAAGUCCCAGAGGCUGUGUCUGACAUGCUGAUGUCAGAAUUCCAUCACCCAGAGACUGUGCAACGGCUCAAUGCUAUCCUCAAGUUCCAUACACUCUGGAGAUUCCGCUACCAGGUGUGGCCUCGAAUGGAGGAAGGAGCUCAGCAGAUUUUCAAGAUUCCUCCUCCUAGUAUAAAUUUCACCCUGCCCUCGCCAGUACUGGGAAUGCCUUCAGUCCCCAUGUUUGAUCCCCCAUGGGUACCACAAUGCAGUGGGAGUGUACAAGACCCAAUUAAUGAAGAUCAGUCGAAAUCUUUUUCUGCCCGAGCUGUGUCACGGUCCCAUCAGAGAGCAGAGCACAUUCUCAAGAACUUACAACAAGAGGAAGAGAAGAAGCGACUUGGUCGAGAAGCCAGCCUCAUUACUGCCAUUCCCAUCACCCAAGAGGCUUGCUAUGAGCCUACCUGCACCCCCAACUCAGAGCAGGAAGAAGAAGAAGAAGUCACUAAUCUGGCAUCCCGACGUCUUUCUGUCAGUCCAUCCUGCACAUCAAGUACUUCUCAUAGGAAUUAUUCCUUUCGCCGUGGCUCUGUUUGGUCAGUGCGUUCAGCUGUCAGUGCAGAAGAUGAAGAGCACACUACAGAGCACACGCCUAACCACCACGUGCCACAGCCCCCUCAGGCGGUAUUCCCAGCAUGCAUCUGUGCUGCAGUGCUACCCAUUGUUCACUUGAUGGAAGAUGGAGAGGUUCGGGAAGAUGGUGUAGCAGUGAGUGCUGUAGCCCAGCAGGUCCUGUGGAACUGUCUAAUUGAAGAUCCUUCAACAGUCCUUCGACAUUUCUUAGAAAAACUCACCAUAAGCAAUAGACAGGAUGAGUUAAUGUAUAUGUUGAGAAAACUUCUCCUGAAUAUUGGAGACUUUCCGGCUCAAACAUCACAUAUCCUAUUUAACUACUUGGUAGGAUUGAUCAUGUAUUUUGUGCGCACACCCUGUGAAUGGGGAAUGGAUGCCAUUUCAGCCACUCUGACUUUCCUUUGGGAGGUGGUGGGAUAUGUGGAAGGUCUGUUCUUCAAAGACCUCAAACAGACAAUGAAGAAGGAGCAAUGUGAAGUAAAGCUGCUGGUCACAGCCUCCAUGCCAGGUACCAAGACUUUGGUUGUACAUGGGCAGAACGAGUGCGAUAUCCCAACCCAGUUACCUGUACAUGAAGAUACGCAAUUUGAAGCUCUUUUGAAGGAGUGUCUAGAGUUUUUUAACAUACCAGAAACCCAAUCAACACAUUACUUUCUCAUGGAUAAACGAUGGAACCUUAUCCACUAUAACAAGACCUAUGUGCGUGACAUUUAUCCUUUCCGGAGGUCUGUAUCGCCUCAGCUGAACCUUGUACAUAUGCAUCCGGAAAAAGGCCAAGAACUCAUUCAAAAACAGGUAUUUACCCGGAAGCUUGAGGAAGUAGGACGGGUCCUGUUUCUCAUAUCCCUCACCCAGAAAAUCCCCAUUGCCCACAAGCAAUCCCAUGUUUCAAUGCUCCAGGAGGAUCUUCUUCGCCUUCCUUCCUUUCCUCGAAGUGCUAUCGAUGCUGAGUUCUCACUCUUCAGUGAUCCUCAAGCUGGGAAGGAGCUAUUUGGUCUGGAUACGCUUCAAAAGAGUCUAUGGAUUAAGCUUCUGGAGGAGAUGUUCUUGGGGAUGCCCAGUGAAUUUCCCUGGGGAGAUGAAAUCAUGCUUUUUCUCAAUGUGUUCAAUGGAGCCCUGAUCUUACAUCCAGAAGACAGUGCCUUGCUCCGGCAAUAUGCGGCCACUGUCAUCAACACAGCAGUGCACUUCAACCAUCUUUUCUCUCUCAGUGGAUACCAAUGGAUUCUCCCUACUAUGCUACAGGUGUAUGCUGAUUAUGAAAGCAACCCACAGCUGCGUCAAGCCAUUGAAUUUGCCUGUCAUCAAUUCUACAUUCUUCAUCGAAAGCCAUUCGUGCUACAAUUGUUUGCUAGUGUGGCACCUCUCUUAGAAUUUCCUGAUGCUGCCAAUAACGGGCCUAGUAAAGGUGUGUCAGCACAAUGCCUGUUUGACUUGCUGCAGUCUCUGGAGGGAGAAACCACUGAUAUAUUGGACAUCUUGGAACUGGUAAAAGCAGAAAAGCCUCUGAAAUCUUUAGAUUUUUGCUAUGGGAAUGAGGAUCUGACUUUCUCUAUUAGUGAAGCCAUCAAGCUCUGUGUCACUGUGGUGGCUUAUGCUCCAGAAUCAUUCCGAAGCCUUCAGAUGCUGAUGGUCUUAGAAGCCUUAGUACCAUGUUAUCUACAAAAGUUAAAAAGGCAGACGUCCCAAGUGGAAACAGUGCCUGCUGCCCGAGAGGAGAUUGCAGCCACAGCUGCUCUGGCUACAUCCCUGCAGGCCCUCUUAUACAGUGUGGAAGUUCUCACCAGGCCUAUGACCGCCCCUCAGAUGAGCAGGUGUGAUCAAGGCCAUAAAGGGACCACUACUGCUAACCACACUAUGUCAUCUGGAGUGAAUACAAGGUACCAGGAGCAAGGAGCAAAGCUACAUUUUAUCAGGGAAAACCUACACUUGUUGGAGGAAGGGCAGGGUCUUCCCCGAGAGGAACUGGACGAACGAAUUGCUAGAGAGGAGUUCCGGAGACCCAGAGAAUCCCUGCUAAAUAUUUGCACCGAGUUCUAUAAACACUGUGGACCAAGACUAAAGAUCUUACAGAACCUGGCAGGAGAACCUCGGGUCACUGCCUUGGAGCUGCUAGAUGUUAAAUCUCAUAUGAGGUUGGCGGAAAUUGCACAUUCCCUUCUGAAGCUGGCACCUUAUGACACCCAAACAAUGGAAAGCCGUGGGCUCCGACGAUAUAUCAUGGAGAUGCUACCGAUCACUGAUUGGACUGCUGAAGCAGUGAGACCUGCUCUUAUCCUCAUCUUAAAGAGAUUGGAUCGUAUGUUUAAUAAAAUUCACAAGAUGCCUACCCUGAGGCGACAGGUUGAGUGGGAGCCUGCCAGCAAUUUGAUUGAAGGGGUUUGUUUGACACUUCAGAGGCAGCCUAUCAUAUCCUUCCUGCCUCACCUUAGGUCACUGAUCAAUGUCUGUGUCAAUCUGGUGAUGGGAGUAGUAGGACCUUCCAGUGUUGCUGAUGGAUUACCCCUUCUUCAUCUCAGCCCUUAUCUCUCACCACCUCUGCCCUUCAGCACAGCUGUUGUCCGGCUUGUAGCAUUGCAGAUACAGGCUUUAAAAGAAGAUUUCCCCCUAAGCCAUGUGAUCUCCCCAUUCACCAAUCAGGAAAGAAGGGAAGGGAUGCUUUUAAAUCUACUCAUCCCAUUUGUGCUCACAGUAGGAUCUGGAAGCAAAGAUAGCCCAUGGUUGGAGCAGCCUGAGGUCCUUCUGCUGCUCCAGACGGUUAUUAAUAUCCUCCUACCUCCUCGAAUUAUUAGUACAUCUCGCAGCAAGAACUUUAUGCUGGAGAGUUCCCCAGCCCACUGCUCCACCCCUGGAGAUGCUGGGAAGGAUUUGCGCAGGGAAGGUCUGGCUGAGUCCACCAGCCAGGCUGCAUAUUUAGCUCUGAAGGUGAUUCUUGUUUGCUUUGAGAGGCAGCUUGGCAGUCAGUGGUAUUGGCUGAGUCUACAAGUCAAAGAGAUGGCAUUAAGAAAGGUGGGAGGGCUGGCCCUGUGGGACUUCCUCGACUUCAUCGUUCGAACUCGGAUUCCCAUCUUUGUUCUCCUAAGGCCCUUUAUUCAGUGUAAGCUUUUAGCUCAACCUGCCGAGAACCAUGAGGAGCUAUCUGCCAGACAACACAUUGCUGACCAGCUGGAGAGACGCUUCAUUCCUCGGCCCCUGUGCAAGAGCUCUCUCAUUACUGAAUUCAACAGUGAACUUAAGAUUCUAAAAGAGGCUGUACACAGUGGGUCAGCCUACCAGGGGAAGACGUCCAUUAGCACAGUGGGUACCUCUACCUCUGCUUACCGCUUGAGCCUGGCCACUAUGUCCCGCUCCAACACCGGCACUGGCACUGUUUGGGAGCAGGACAGCGAGCCUUCCCAGCAGGCUUCCCAGGACACCCUGAGUCGGACUGAUGAGGAGGAUGAAGAAAAUGACUCGGUGAGCAUGCCCAGUGUGGUAAGUGAACAAGAAGCUUACCUCAUGAGUGCCAUUGGAAGGCGACGAUUCUCAAGUCAUGUCUCCAGCAUGUCUGCACCUCAGGCUGAAGUGGGCAUGUUGCCCAGUCAGAGUGAACCUAAUGUCCUCGAUGACUCCCAGUGCCUGGCCGCUGAGGGCAGCCUCUCUAGGGUGGCAAGUAUACAGAGUGAGCCUGGCCAACAGAAUCUCCUUAUUCAGCAACCACUGGGAAGGAAGAGAGGCCUGAGGCAGCUAAGACGACCUCUUCUGUCUCGUCAAAAGACUCAGACUGAACCUCGAAACCGUCAUGGAGCUCGGCUUUCAACUACUCGCCGAAGCAUACAACCUAAAACAAAGCCCACAGAUCAGAAACGAUCAGUGACCUUCACAGAAACUCAGCCUGAGACAGCACCUUCCCCAGCAGACACCCUUCCUGCUACCACUCAGCAACAGUGUUGCAGCAAGAGCAGUCCUGGUCAAUCUGGUAAACCAGAAGUAGUGGAGAAACCAGUCCUCACAUCUUCCCCUGCCAUCAUAGUUGCUGAUCUCCACGGCCAGAGUCCCUGCCAGAGUAAGGCUCACUCAACUGAAGAGAAAGAAAAGGAAAAGGAAGAUGAUGCUGAAGCAGCGCAAGGAGCUACAGCACACAGCCCCUCAUCUACCCAGCUUUCAGACACUGAAGACUUUGCAGGUCUUGAGACCACAAGCUUGCUACAGCCUGAUGACACUAUUCUUCAUAUCAGUGAGGAAAAUGGAAUGGAGAAUCCUCUAUUAACAAGCCAGUUCAGUUUUACUCAUAUUGAACUGGGGGAGACAGAUAUUGACCUAGAUGAGUCUCAUGUUUAAUUUUAUACUUAGUAGGGGUUGAGGGUCUAGAAGGAGAAUGAAUCACCUUGCUGAAGCACUUAAAUUUUCUCUAGCUAAGACUGUGGUGGCAAAUUGUCAUUAGCCAAUUAAAAAACACCUUAUAUCCAUAGAAGGCACAAAUCUAAGUAGAUUGCUGCCAAUUAGCAGAAUAUUUUUUAAAAAAACAUAAAAUUGAUGAUUACACUCAUUAGAUUUUGUAAAGACCACAAAUGCCAGAGAAGAAUGGGAAAAUGAGCCAUUUCAAUGGGGAUUAUUCAUGAUCUGUUACAAAUGUACUGUAAACAUCAGCUUAUCUAAGGAGAUGAACAAAUUUAUUAAUACAUUAUAAAAAGAAACCAACCCUUUGAUUUUUGGUCACAUUAACAUCUCACCUGAAUUUUUAUUUUUAUAGUUUCAGAAUAAAUAUAUGACUCAUCAAUUAGUGCAAAUUAUAUUUAAAAUGAAAUAAAAUACUAGUAUCAUAAAAGCAAAUAGAGAAAAACAAGUCCACUGCUGAUUUUUCCUAGUCAAAAGUAAUGUCAUUGAGGAAAAAGGCAAUUUUUUUAGAGCUUUCAAAAUCUUUGCUUUGGGCUAUUCCUUUUAUUCCACUUUUUAAAUCAAAAUGCUAAUGUUAUCAGAGCCUUCCAUCCAUUUCAAAAUAUAACUAAUUGGUUAUACAGUAUUACCAGUAUGGAGAGGUACAAUUCUUUACAAAGUUGUUCAAAAAGGCAAAGAUUAUAAUGAUUUGAAACCCAAAUGUAGGGAUGAGAUUGCUUAUUAUAGCAAUUAUUAUAUCAGUGCAUGGCAAUGGAGGCAACUAGAAAUAUGUGUACUCAAGUGUAGUAUCUGUUGCCUAUCCUCAAGGACCUACUCUCCUAUAGCUACUGUACUGAGAUUAUUAGAACCAGCUUAAUGGCCAUUCCUUUGUGAUAAUAGUGCUCCCAAGUGUGCCCUAAGGCACAUAUAUUCAUGAUACAAGAUGCAUCCAGAUAAAUAAGGAAAUUUCUCCAUCUAUUAGGCUCACUCAUAAGUUGUUCUUGUUCUUAUCAGCCCUAUUUGUAUGGCCUUCACAUGGAUCUUUAGUGUUGAAAGAAAUAUGAAAGAAAGGGAUUAUGACAAUCAGAUCCCUAGCAAGUCAAUCUCACUAUAAGAUCAUAGGAUUAUGAAUUUCACAAUUCAAAACUGAAUUUAACUGUGUACAUUAGAAAAUGACAUGUCUAUAAGGCAAAUCACAAGCUCAUGCUUCUGUGAUUCUUUGAUUUAUCAUAGCUAAAUUAAUAUGGUAUAAAAAUGCAAACUCUAAUCCUGGAGUUGAAGUUAAACAUAGACCUUAAUUAUACUACAAUGAGUUUUAAAUUAUUCUGUAUGUCUAUACUUUAUCUAUAUUGAUCAUAAACUAUACCUGCACAUACAAAGGAGGCCUAUCAAACCUAAAUCUAAUAUAGAAAAGGUAUUCUUCUAUUUUAUGUACUUAUUGAAUUAGACCUAAAUUAUAUUUUGAAUGGUAUAAAAAUAUAAUUGGAAGUCAUUCAUAGCCUUGUCCAAAAAUGCAGUGCAACAAAUAGGUAUUUAUCACUAAUAAUGAUAAGAGACAAAUACCCACCUAAACUUAGAUUAAGUAGAAUUUCAAAAACUAGAGAGGCCAAAUGUACUCUUGUUCAUUUUACAAUAUUUUGAUAUAGCUUGCACUUACUGCCAACUAACCCUCAAAUGCAGUUACAUAUCUAUCAUAAUGAUUUUUGAAUCUCUCUAAGUAAGAUAGUAUAUUUCUGCUAUUUAGAAAAUAUGUUGCUGCUCAAUUAGUGUUAGGGGCCUUAUGUCUAUGUAAUUUCCAAGUGUCUGCGUUGUGUGAAGGUCUUAAUUUAUGUGCAUGUUCCAGUCCAGUUUAUUGAUUCAGAUUAGACAUAAUCAAACAUAAUUGUACAAGACAGCAAAAAAAAAGGGGGGAGUAGGGUAGAGGUGGGAUAUUAAAGAAUGAUGUUACUUUUGAAAGGUGUCUUUAAGUAGUUUCAGAUAGUCAUCAAGGCACAGAGCUAUUUUUAAAGGUGACCUCAUGCCUGUCUACUUAUUAUCCCAUCCCUCCUCUAUUCUACUGUUGAAGUCUUUUAGAAGCGUCUUCAGUGUUUUAAGUAUCAGUUUAUUAGGUAAAAAUUUAUAGCCCCUAUUCUGAGAAAUAUGGCCUUAUUUAGAGGGAGUGUUGUCCUACUGGGACUACAUCUCUGCUGCUGUCUGUGUCCGUGUUUGUUUUUUUUUCCAGAUACCUUUAAUUAUGUUGAAUGUCUAUGUGUGUGGGUAUUUAUCUGUGUGUACAUAAGACUGUCACAGUUGUAUUUUCAGGAAUAUUAUUGUCUGGGAGUUUAAAAGUAUGGGGUGGGGGAAAAGAAAGAUGGAGAAAAUUAUAAAGAAUUUUUACCAUUUUACUGAAUGGAAGUCUAAAUGUUUAUCUUGCAAGAGUAAAUAGAAUAGCCUGUUCCUAAAUAUGGGGAUCAUUUAUUAAAACAUUCAUGUAUAUAAACAUAUAUUGAUUUAUAUUGGGGAAACAAGAGCCCACCACCUUGAAUAAAUCUUCAAAUUCAACAAAUUGCUUUUUAAAAUAACAUAAAAAUGACCAAGUUUUAACUUUUUAGAGAGCUUGAACAUAUCAAUUCCAUAAUGAUAGAUGAUGGUUCAGAUCGUUUAGAUUUAAUAUAGCCAGUUCAAAUGAUUGGGAUAGAUUAUUGAACAUUUUUUAUAAGAAUCUCCUCCUUUCAAAAUGUGAAACAUUUGUCUCUAGUGUAUCACGUACCCCAAUGGUGUCAAACUCUAAUAAAAGCAGGGGCCAUUAUACUAUAUGUAAGGACCCCAAUGGGCUUAUUAACUUAGUUUUUAAAUGUUACAUUAUCUAUGUUUUAUUGUAUUUUUAUUUAUUUUGUUAAAUAUUUCCCAAUUACAUUUUAUUACGGUUCAGGCCUUGGGAGUAUUGUGGGUCACGUGUGGCCCAUGGGCUACAUGUUUGUAACCUAUGAUGUACCUCAUAAUCUGUUGACUUGAUAUAUUAUACUCUAUUUUUAAAUGAGGGAAGCUGAGUCACAGAAAAAGUUCUAGUAAUGCAUGUAGAGUUAUGCUGAUAAUAUAUACUUUACCAAAAGUCAUCAAAAUGUAAUGGGGAAAAGAUCCUGUGGGGCAUUAGUGUCAGGCUAAACGAUGAAUCUUGGUAGAAAGAGCGAAUUUAGAGGCAGAUCCCAAUUUAAACCCUUUGGUGAAGUCAUUUUUGGGCUUCUAUUUUUUCAUUGUAAAAUGGCAAGAGGAGUGCAAGUCACAUGAUCUCUAAGGUCCCUUCCAGCUCUAAAUCCUAUGAUCCACAGUUCCCAAUUUUAAGCCUUUAGCAGUUAUUACAGCCCAAACCACAGGGCCCUUGCUUUGAAAAAGGAACUCUCCUUCUAGUCAAUAAACGGCAUUCUUCUGCUGUCCUGUCUGGCUCAUAAGGCAGCAAAAAUAAGAGCAAGGUGCUGGGAAGAAGGGUCAUAAAAGGAUAUGAUUUCAGCUUAAUGCACAGAUUAAAUGUUUAUCUCAAGUUAUCUGAGUAACAGAAACCAGAGGCCCCUGAAUCUGCUGCCUGGUUCAGUGAAUCAUACUGUAGUCAACAUGACUUAGCCUUUAUAAUUCCAUACUUAUUACGAACAAUAUUUCGGCAGUUCAUCCUCCUCGUUUGCCUCAGCUUCUAGUAUCAGCAAAAAGAUUCACAUGGUGACGUUUCAGAAAGCUUUGGUUUUUCACUCAGGGGAAUAAGAGCAAGUUGAAGGUGGAGUGUAUUGAGUAGGUUUGAGAACAAUGUAUGUGUAUUAAAGAAUAGAAAACCUGUCAAAUUACUGCACAGUUUGUCCCAGAGUAUUUUUUUAUAGUCUUUACAACAUAGGAUGAACAUUUUCCCACUAGCCAUCUCAAAGGUUUAUGUUAAAGGUAAUAACAUAAGAUUGAAAUAAUCUAUUUUCCCCAAGAUGAAUAACUGUGAAGACUGUAUAUUGAAUGACCAAAGAGCAUGGAAAUGAAGAAAUAUCAUGACAAAUACUAUAUGAAAAAAAAUUUGAAAAAUGUUUUUGAAAGGUAUUAGCAUUCAUUGUUUGAAUAUGCACAUAUAAUAAAGUAAUUAUAAAAGCACCUGAAA
This is a messenger RNA of Phascolarctos cinereus (koala), 14249 nucleotides long. The record is from RefSeq and is a predicted model, not a curated record. Lineage: Eukaryota; Metazoa; Chordata; Mammalia; Diprotodontia; Phascolarctidae.